Messenger RNA from Cuscuta europaea, 1517 nucleotides. NCBI's taxonomy places the organism in Eukaryota, Viridiplantae, Streptophyta, Magnoliopsida, Solanales, Convolvulaceae. The record is from the annotation of a GenBank genome assembly.
UUUUAAAUUUCUAGAGCAGAAGGAUUUAUAUACAUUCUCUGGGGGGAAAUAGUCUACAGGUUUAUAAAGAGCAAAUGGUUUAUUCAAGAAGAGCAGAUUUCAUUUCCAAAACAUAUUACUAUAAAGGUAUGGAGGCUCUCUUUGCCAUGAAAAAGAAGAAGAAGAAGAGGGCUCAGGUCCAGAAGAAGGAGAAAAAGGAGCCCUCGAGCCAAAAGCCCAUUGAUGAGGUCUUCCCGAAGGAGGUUGUGGAGCCUUCUGUUGAUGCUGCUCUUGCUACUGUGGCCGGGUGGCCGAAGGCCGAGGUGGCCGCCAAGAAGAAGAAGGGAGGCAAGGGGGUGGAGCCCCCGAUCAAGAAACAGAAGGUUGCCGGGGGCACCGUUGGAAUGGCGGCCCCCCUCAUAGUAAUUGAUGAUCAGCCCUCCGCUGACUCCCCGGCCGUGGACACCCCAAUGGCUCAAACAGAUCUUCCCCCGGAGAACUUGCCUCGGGAGAUUAUUCAGCUCUCCCUCGCCCCGGGGGCAUCUGUGUUGCACGGUUCAGCUGAACCGAUGUCUUUCUUGAGGGGGAUUACCUCGAUGAUGGAUAAGCAAGCCCUCUUCACCUACGACGACGACGCCCUCGAAAGCAAGGCCCUUCGAUCAUCUCUGGCUGCGUGUAUAACCCUCGGUGAGCAGGCCCGAAGGAGCGAGGAGUGGCGCCGUCAUAAGGCCGAGCUAGAGAAGUCCGUGAAGGAGUUGAUCCAUGACAAGGACGCUUCCCUCCGGGAGGUGUGCAAGCUGGAGGACGCCUUUCGGCAAGCGAAGCUGAAGCUGAAGGAGGCCAGAGAUGACGGCAAGGCCGAGGGCAAGGCAGAGGCCGAGAGGGUUGCGGCCGAGGAGAGGAAGCAAGCGGCUGAGGACGCUGAAAAGGCCAAGGCCGAAGCUGUUGUCAAAGCCCGAGAAGAGGCCAUCGCUGGGUUCAUCUCCGAGGGUUGGAAGGCCGAGGGCCAGAGGGAGUGGGUGGCCUCUGUGGUGAAGGCCUCGAUCGAGGAGUGGGUGAAAGGCCCCGGGCUCGACUGGAUGAACGAGAGGGGCGACACCUAUUAUCAAGUCGGCGAGUUCUUCACCCAGCAUCUGGUUUACCGGAGGCUCUCCCGGCAUUUCGGCACCCCCCUGGCGGAGUUUGACCCGUCGGUGUACGGCCUCCCCCCGUUGCAGCCAGAUGUGAGAGUCCCCCUCCCUGAGGGCGACGAGCGCCCGGUGAUUCAUGAUUCUAUGAUGAUGAGCGGCGAUGAUGAUGGUGCUACCGUCGGGGACAAUGCCGUCGAAGAAGAAAUCUCCUCCAAACCUGCCGCAGGGACCGUCGAUGAAGUGGCUGAUAAAUCUUAACUUGUACUUAGCUGAUUUUUGAAAACUCUUUGUAAUGAACCUUUGUCACCCCUCGGCUUUGGCCCGUAUGUAAUAGUAACACUGACUUUCCUUUUGAUGAUUGAUGGAUGAAUGUUAGCCUUCGGGCUUUUGUAUAUGAAUGUGUUGUCC